Molecule: messenger RNA, 321 nt
Organism: Lentinula edodes (shiitake mushroom)
Lineage: Eukaryota; Fungi; Basidiomycota; Agaricomycetes; Agaricales; Omphalotaceae
Exons: 4
Molecular function (GO): DNA binding
Source: RefSeq, a predicted model, not a curated record
CACCUCACACGAAGUAUAUAUCCGACUAAUGACAUUACAAAGGGGUAUAUUUCGGUGCUGCAGUAUCGUUUGAAUGGAUACAUCUUGAUGAUGGACGAGGAUGAUGGAUAUAUCUUAUGGUCAAGUCUUUGGAAAGUCGACGUUAUAGAAUUGCUCCGAUUAAGACCAGAUCUUGCCCGGUCAGCACGAAUUGUCAAGGACGGUGAAAGCCAAAUUCGGGGUACUUGGUUGCCGUAUCAAGUACGCUUAGAAGACUAUCUCAACUGUCAAAUGCCGAUUGCUUGGCCUAUCCGAGAUCAGUUGACUCCAUUCUUUGGGUAA